AUGCCUGUUACGCGUUCUGCAAGUCGACAAAGUUCGACUGCAGCUAAUAACCCACCUGUUUCUGGUGGAAAACGGAAGGCUGAACCUAGGACGAAGGAGGAAGUAUCAAAUGGUGCUGUGAAGAAGGCAAGAGGAUCAAGAGCUAAGAAGGCAGCCAAAGUUGCUAGAGACGCAGAAAAUGGCGCGAAUAGUGCUACUCCGAUUGUUCCAGCGAUUGUUCAAGUUCCGGCAACCCCGGCAACCUUCCUUCCAGCAGUCUUGUCUUUUUCUUUUGAAGAUGCGAAGCAGCACCUUGUUUCUGUGGAUCCGCGAUUUGAAGAUUUGUUUAGUAAACUGAAGUGUAGGCCUUUUGAACAUUUGGAGCGGGUUGAUCCUUUCCGGACUUUGGCUACUUCGAUAUUAGGCCAACAAAUCUCGUGGCUCGCAGCGCGCUCUAUCGUUCACAGGUUCAUUCGGUUAUUCGACCCGUCGUUACCUGAAAAGCCAACCGAUUCAGGAUCGACAAGUAACCCAGAUUCGUUCUUCCCUUCUGCACAUCAGGUGGUUGCUCAGGAUAUUGCUACGCUGAGGACUGCUGGACUUAGCGGACGUAAAGCAGAGUAUGUGCAAGACUUGGCUGCGAGAUUUGCGGAUGGCAGAUUAUCGAAUGAAAAGAUAAUGCAAGCUAACGAUGAAGAGCUUUAUGAGAUGCUUACGGCUGUUCGUGGGAUUGGAAAGUGGACAGUGGACAUGUUCGCUAUUUUCUCACUAAGGCGUCCAGAUAUAAUGCCAGUUGGCGACCUCGGCGUUCAGCGUGGAGUAGUCCGAUGGUUCCUCUCCUUACACUCAGCCAAACAUCCAGUUGCGAUUUCCCCGAAAAAACUUCCAAGUAAUUACGACAAAGAUAAAGGAGAAUCACAAGAAACGAACAAUAAUAUCAGCGCGAUUGAGUCACAAGAUGUGGUUAUGCCGGAGAACCCUCAGCCUGAGAGAGCUUCGACGCCAGAUGCUGCGGCUUUCCCGCCUGCUCCUGUUACACCUGUUAAAGGGCGGAAAGGUUCUAAGAACUCUGGAGAGGACCCGGAAGUUCCAGCUCCACCCCCUGCAUUUACUCCUUCGAUCAAUAGGACUCUCAAUAAAGUGUUACCGAAUAAGUUCCAUCCGCCAUCUCUUCCGGAGGGCCUGUCUGUUAAGGAUUUGCAGAGUCGUCUGGAAGGGAAGAAACAGAAAAAGGGAGUUUUCUUGACCCCGAAAGAGAUGGAGGAGCUUACCGAGCCGUGGAAACCAUACAGGAGUAUAGGUGUCUAUUAUAUGUGGGCGUUGUCCGAAGGCGACAAAUCCUAGACAGAUUACCCUAAUAUUGGACAGUUGACAUAACAAUGGACGACAAAAAGCAUGACAUUUAUUGAAGGAAUCGAAGAUACUUUCCCAUAUUUCCCAAUUUCGCGUUUGGUUAUGGUAAUAUACGUUUGACCUUGACUUUCUGUUUUCGUACAGAUAUUUGCUAAUUUGCUGUGA
Fomitiporia mediterranea MF3/22 is the source of this 1497-nucleotide messenger RNA. Its product is annotated as DNA glycosylase. Gene Ontology annotation, biological process: base-excision repair; DNA alkylation repair; base-excision repair, AP site formation. The record is from RefSeq and is a predicted model, not a curated record. The transcript is spliced from 10 exons. Lineage: Eukaryota; Fungi; Basidiomycota; Agaricomycetes; Hymenochaetales; Hymenochaetaceae. Gene Ontology annotation, cellular component: nucleus; protein-DNA complex. Bases 1 to 1323 code for a protein of 440 amino acids. Gene Ontology annotation, molecular function: DNA-7-methylguanine glycosylase activity; DNA-3-methyladenine glycosylase activity; alkylated DNA binding.